CUCUCUCUCUCUCUCUCUCUCUCUCUCUUUAACAUUUCUUUUGGAAAGAGAACAGAUAUACAAUCCCAUUCAGAUUCAGAUCUGAACCUUUCUCAUCUCUGAUUUGACGCAAAAAUCUUCAAAAUGGCGACUGUCUCUCCUUUGGCCAAAUACAAGCUCGUCUUCUUGGGUGAUCAGUCCGUUGGCAAAACCAGUAUCAUCACUCGCUUCAUGUACGACAAAUUCGACACGACUUACCAGGCUACAAUUGGAAUCGAUUUUUUGUCAAAAACUAUGUAUCUUGAGGAUCGGACAGUUCGUUUGCAGCUUUGGGAUACUGCUGGGCAAGAGAGAUUUAGAAGUCUUAUUCCAAGCUACAUCAGGGAUUCUUCUGUUGCAGUAAUUGUUUAUGACGUUGCUAAUAGGCAAUCAUUUUUGAAUACUUCCAAGUGGAUUGAGGAGGUACGGACAGAAAGAGGCAGUGAUGUCAUUAUUGUUCUUGUUGGCAACAAAACUGAUCUUGUUGAUAAAAGGCAAGUAUCGAUAGAGGAAGGAGAUAACAAGGCCCGUGAGUUUGGAGUAAUGUUUAUAGAGACCAGUGCGAAAGCAGGAUUCAACAUCAAGCCUUUAUUCCGUAAGAUCGCUGCUGCCUUGCCGGGCAUGGAGACACUUUCCUCAACAAAACAGGAAGACAUGGUCGAUGUCAACCUGAAGCCAACUGUCAAUUCAUCCCAGUCAGAGCAACAAGGAGGGGGUUGUGCAUGUUAACAAAAUGUACUUAACCAACAGGGUAGAUAAGAAUCAAAUACUCUGGACUACACAAUGGGGCAGGUAAUUGAUACGUUCAAUCAUAUGAUUGCAAGGAAAAGAAAAAGUUACAUCUCGUAGCAAGAAAUUGUUGGCAGAUAAAAAUGCUAUUUGUUCAGUAUGCCAUCCAGUUUUUGAAUAUUUUAGGGGAGCAGUAAGUGGCCCAUCUUCUCCAAGAUACUAAAAUAUAGACCUUUUGGUAUUCUGUUAACUUAUGUAUUACAGUAUUAGUGAUUCUUAUACUUGUUUCUUUUUCUGAUACAUAUUAAGAUAUUUCUUCAAGGACCACCAUCCA
This is a messenger RNA of Carica papaya (papaya), 1081 nucleotides long. Its product is annotated as ras-related protein RABH1e. The record is from RefSeq and is a predicted model, not a curated record. NCBI's taxonomy places the organism in Eukaryota, Viridiplantae, Streptophyta, Magnoliopsida, Brassicales, Caricaceae. Gene Ontology annotation, molecular function: GTP binding; GTPase activity.